AUGUCGCAAAUUGAAACCUCCGGCGACCAUCUUCCUCAUACUUUUGGGUUAUGGAGUGGGAUCAGCAUAGGAUGGCUGACUCUGAACGUUUUCGGUGGCAUGUCUUUUAUCCUCUUCGUUGGGCUUUCAGCGGGAGGUAUUCCAGCUAUUCUUUACGGCUUCAUUGGUUCCAGUAUCUGCGUGCUAUGCAUCAUCCUUACCUUCGCCCAGUGCGCCGCUCGGUACUCUACCGCAGGGGGCGCCUACCACUACGCAACCUUCUUGAUCCCCGAAAAGUACCGCCGUCAAUGUGCCUAUCCUCUCGGAUGGCUCAACUACCGUGGCUGGGUCUUGACGCAUGCUGCUUGCUGCGCCAUAGUCGCAACAUUGACUCUAGCACUUGUUAACCUAUGCCAGCCCGAAUUCGACGUAACUACAAGAUGGCAGCUGUUCAUGGUAUAUCUCGCCAUGGUGUUCGGAUGUUGGUUGAUCAACCUAUUCGGGCUGAGGGGAAUCCCCACACUCGAGCUGGUAGGAUGCUGGGCUACAGUGUUCGUUUUUGUGGCAUAUACAAUCGCCCUCCUCGUCAAAGCACCCAAAGCCACACCGCAUUCUGUGUUCGUUCAGACGAAUAAUGACACAGGGUAUUCCUCCACGGGCUUUGCUAUCCUGCUGGGAUUGUUCAACAGUUUCUCUACGCUGAUGGGUCUUGACUGCCCCACGCACUUGGCCGAAGAAGUCAAGAAUCCCAAAAAGUUGUUUGGGCUUGUCCUGGGCUUUUCCAUCGGCGACCUACCCACCAUCAUUGCAAGCCCCACUGGUGUUCCAAUUCUCGAGCUUAUCAGACUCGGUACCGGAAGCGAUGCUGCAGCGAUUGUGUUUUGCAUCAUCCUUAUCAUCAACCAGGGCGCUUCUGCCCUGGGAAGCGCCGUGACCAUGAGCCGGCAAGGAUACUCUUUUGCCAGAGAUGGAGGAUUGUUUUGGAACCACAAGCUUACAGAAUUGUCGCCACGAACCCAGCUUCCGGUUUGGUCCAUCAACAUGCCCUCAGCCUUGGUCGCUCUGAUUGGUUUGAUUUACUUAUUCUCAAACGCCGCCUUCAACGCAAUUAUUGGUUCGCAAGCGGUGUGCAUGAUCAUUAGUUUCGGAUGCCCAGCGCUCAUCAUGCUGCUGACGAAGAGCUCAACCCUUCCAGAAAGCAAGAGCUGGAAUUUUGGCCGACUUUCAACACCUAUCUACGUCAUUUCCUCCUUGUACUCUUUUCUGGUUGUCAUAGUUGCUCUGAUCCCCCAGGUCCACCCGGUCACGACGUUGACCAUGAAUUACACGAGCUUGAUAAUGGGUGUCUUUGGUAUUGCCAUGACAGUGGCAUGGUUCUCUGAGGGCCGAAGGCUUUUCUCGCCGCCAACGUACCACGAGAUUGGGUUGACUGUGAUGGACGGCUUAUCGUUCAGCGAGGGACAGGACGAAGAGACUGGAGAGAAACGCGGGGGGCAAGUAAAGGUUGGAGAUGGACAGCAAUUUGUCAGCGAGGCAAUGACGUGA
Colletotrichum siamense is the source of this 1524-nucleotide messenger RNA. Its product is annotated as Choline transport protein. Gene Ontology annotation, biological process: transmembrane transport. The record is from RefSeq and is a predicted model, not a curated record. The transcript is spliced from 11 exons. NCBI's taxonomy places the organism in Eukaryota, Fungi, Ascomycota, Sordariomycetes, Glomerellales, Glomerellaceae. Gene Ontology annotation, molecular function: transmembrane transporter activity. Gene Ontology annotation, cellular component: membrane. Bases 1 to 1524 code for a protein of 507 amino acids.